Messenger RNA from Sander lucioperca (pikeperch), 3580 nucleotides. It is a transcript of the gene scarf1, whose product is annotated as scavenger receptor class F, member 1. Gene Ontology annotation, molecular function: scavenger receptor activity. NCBI's taxonomy places the organism in Eukaryota, Metazoa, Chordata, Actinopteri, Perciformes, Percidae. The record is from RefSeq and is a predicted model, not a curated record. The transcript is spliced from 11 exons. Bases 308 to 3061 code for a protein of 917 amino acids.
UAAAAAGCUCUGUGUCUGGCUGAAUAGAAGGAAGUGGCUCUGACUUCCCCAGGAAAUGGAGAGAGGAAAGCCGGGGGCUUCGACCUCUCUGGCUGCUGUGGAGCCACAAGACGGCUCACAGCAGAUAAAGAAGGAGGGAAGGGUGGAGGGUAGACAGAAAGAGAGAUACUGCCUCUCAUUGUGCUCCCCCUGACUGGAAGGAGAACAAGUUGAGAGGAAAGUCAGGAACAGACUGGACAUAAAGACGUGAGACAGAAAGAUAUUUGGUCCCGGGGUUUUUGGUUUUGGUUUUGGAUUUUGCGUGGAGAUGAAGCUUCUCCUUAGAGCUCUGAGUGCUCUGCUCUGCUUCUCGCUGUCCUCACAAACACUGGAUCCUGAUGGGAGGAACGUCUGCCACAAUAUCAGGGACCCCUCCACCCUGGUCUGUUGCACUGGGUGGCGUCAAGAGGGAAAAGAGUGCACCACACCUGUGUGUGAGGGUGAGCAGGCCUGUCUGAAGGAUGAGAUCUGUGUGUAUCCUGGAGUGUGUCGCUGCCCACCUGGCUACUAUGGAGCUCACUGUAAAACACGCUGUCCUGCUGAGUUCUGGGCUCCAGACUGUCGCCAGGUGUGUCAGUGCUUCCCACACGGCCGCUGUCACCCCGUCACCGGUGAGUGCACUUGCAACCCCAACCGCUGGGGUCCGCUGUGUCAGUACGCCUGCAAGUGCGCCCGGAACGGCCACUGCCACCCCGUCCAUGGAAACUGCACCUGCAACGAGGGCUGGUGGAUGUCAACCUGCUCCAAGCCGUGCCAGUGCGUCAGCGGGGGGUCUGUGGGCCCCGGCUGCGACCAGCUAACAGGCCGGUGUCAGUGCAACAGCGGCCACUGGGGGCUGAAAUGUCCCUUCACUUGCAACUGCUAUCUGUCGCCAUGUAAUCAGCGUAUUGGUGUGUGUGAGUGCGAGUCAGGCUGGUGGGGUCCCAACUGUGACCGCCGAUGUAACUGUGACCUCACACACAGCAGCUGUGACCAGGCCAACGGGCAGUGCCUGUGCCACGCAGGGUACCAGGGUCUCUUCUGCAACCAACCCUGUGAAGCUGGGAAGUACGGCAGUGGUUGUAAAAUGAGUUGUGGUUACUGUAAAGACAACCAGCUCUGCUCUGCCACUGAUGGCGCCUGUGAUGCCUGUGAGUCCGGCUGGAACGGUACACGAUGCGACCACCCGUGCCCGGCUGGUUCCUAUGGUGACGGCUGCCAGGAGAAGUGUCCGCGCUGCAGAAAUAACGAACUCUGUGACCCCAUAACUGGGAAAUGUUGGAGGUGUGACCCUGGAUGGACUGGACCGAGGUGUGAGGAGGCCUGCUCUAACAGGACGUUUGGAGAUGCCUGCAGCUUCCUGUGUAGCCCUUGUUUCCAUGGUAACUGCCAUCAUGUGACAGGAAGAUGUGUCUGUCAGCCAGGCUUUCAGGGAGAGAGCUGUAACAGCAGCUGCCCUGCCCUGCAAUUUGGCCUCAACUGUUCGUCCGUCUGUGACUGUGGUGAGGGGGGCGGCUGUGACCCAGUCACUGGUGUCUGCCCCAACAGUGGCAGAGCUGCAGUACUAGCAGGUGUGCUGGUUCCUUUGUUCCUGUUGCUGCUUGCUGUCCUCUGCUGCUGUUUAUGUUGUGGAGGAGGUCCUGUUGAUGGCAAAGACAGGGCGACUGUGGCUGAUGGCGGCUUGUCAGUUCGGAUGAAAUAUCACGUCUACAGCGUCCUGGCUAACAUCGGUGCUGCCCUCCCCUGUAUUUCUGAUUGGUCCUCUGGCCUGCCUCGUGUCACUGUGUCUCACCAUGACCCAGAGCUGACGUUCAACCACAGCUUCAUUGAGCCUCCUUCCUCUGGCUGGGUGACUGAGGGGUCGUCCUUCGACACUGAUGAGGAGGAGGGAGAGGCGCUCUACUGUGUCCCUCCAAGAGAAGACAUCCCGUCGGUGGCGGGCGGCGAGUUCCACGAGAUGAGCUCGAAGUGUAACAUGUUCUUAGACCCAUCUGGCUUCAGCAGUGAGGAUAUCACCUCGGCCUUCAACAUCCCUCGCACCUCCAGCAUCGCCAAGUCCAAGAGGCCGUCUGUCUCUUUUGCAGAGGGCACGCGCUUUAGCCCCAAGGAGAGGCGUGGCUCGGCUCAGGACCCAAGCGCUCUCCCUGGACACUCACGCAACAAACCAAAGUCACCGUGGGGAGUUUUGAUGCUGUCUGCCCUCCAAAGUCAGGGAAGUGCAGCUAGAACUGGGGACGAAGAUGGAGCCGAGGGCGAGGAGGGGGAAGAUGAAGUGGAUGUGCAGGCAACAGACAAUCAGGAAUCAAGCUGUGAGGCAGGGGACCAGGAAGUAGACAGAACCUCUUCCCGGGCCACCCUCCAGGUCCCUGGGGCAUCAGGACGAAGGCGGACUAUGUCCAACACAGCUGCUCAUAAAGGGACCCAGCUGCCAACAUCUGCCUCUGAUGCUCCGGUGGGGGUCUUAAAUAAGGUCACCACAGUGUAUGUGACUGUGGGUAAAGCAGGUAGGCCUGUGUCGAAGACGGAGACGAGCUCUGAAGGCCCCGUCCAAGCCAUGCUGCGGCGACUCGGCAGCCUCCAGAGACAAAGGGAGCAGGAGUCUGGCAGGCCCAAGCCUAAAGGAGCUGAAGGGAUUACCAAACCACCCAGGAGGAAGCUCGGAGCUCGGGCGAGUGUGUGGGAGGAGGGAGGGACACCUGGAAGCGAAGUUGGCAUAUGUAAGCCAAUCAGGAGAAAGCAUGCUUCUCUCAACUCCUCUGACACAGUUGGUGCUAAUGACACUCCAUCAUCAGAGAGCAGCACUCCAAAAAGGCCUCUGUCGUCCAAUUUGCAGAGCGUGCUAGAGUUGGCUUCAGCUGAUUCAGGGUCAGAUCUGAGGGCUGAGGGUGGUGACCUCAGUACAGGAAAAACUGAGGGCACAUACCUAACUGUGGGACCAGCCGGAGACACUGUGAGUCUCACUGAGGUCAUCGCCAAUGAAGGUGCAGUGGUCAGUGUGAUUGAUGAACCCUGCUAUGAAAAUGUCAUUAUUAAACACUCAUAACCUCUGAGAAACUUCACAUCAGCAGGUCUGAUUCAAACACAACUGCAUAUGUAUUACGCUGCAGUUAUACUGUUACAGGCACAAAGAAAUUCUUGAAUUAUGGUGUUAUUUGUUACAGUUAUGUACAAGUACAGCUUGGGUGAUUUGUGAUAAAAACAACGUUCACCUUCUACAAAAUAUAGAUAAAUAGUGUGUAAAAUGUAUUAUUUAGAUUGAAAGAUAAAUGAAACUACAGAAUAAACUACAAAAUAUCAUGCGUAUUUUGGUAACUCAUAACAGUACCCCUGGGUACAUUCAGUAUCUCCAGUUUGAAAUGAACACGAGUAUAGGGACAAUUGAGCAAGACUUGUUUUUAUUUCCUCAAGUGAUUCAUGUUGUAUUACCUGUAUACAUACUGUACAAGUACUGUAAUAUCUGGGCCUGUAGAGGGGAUAAACAGACAUAAAGACUGGAGAAUGGUCGUUAUUGAACAUCUGGUUUGUACCAGGAAGACGAGAGUAAACAUCUGCAAAAAUGUCA